This is a messenger RNA of Dimorphilus gyrociliatus, 756 nucleotides long. The record is from the annotation of a GenBank genome assembly. NCBI's taxonomy places the organism in Eukaryota, Metazoa, Annelida, Polychaeta, Dinophilidae.
ACUAUAAACAACACAAUACAGAACUUGAGAAUGUCAACGUCAAAAGCAAAAGUUUUAAUAGCCUUUGAUUUUGAUCAUACAAUCGUGGAUGAAAACUCUGAACCAUUCGUCUUUGAUAAAUUAGCUCCAAACGGUAUUCCAGACGAUAUUAAGAGUUUGUACAACAGGCUAGGAUGGAACGAAUAUGUAGGCGCAGUGUUUGCCUAUUUGCAUUCUAAGGGUACGUCUGUAGACGAGAUAAAAAAAGCAUUGUAUGAGGUAAAGCUAACGGCCGGUAUGAAGCAGCUUUUGGACUUAAUAAAAAGCGAAGGCUUGGAAGCUAUAAUAAUAUCAGAUGCGAACUCUGUGUUUAUUAACGAAUUGCUGAAAAAGUUCAACUUAACUGAAACAUUUUCAACGGUUUACACAAAUCCAUCGAAAGUGGAGGAAAAUGGUUUAAUAACGAUAUCAUAUUACCAUAAGCAAGAUUGGUGCGAUUUAAGUACGGUGAACAUGUGCAAAGGUCAUAUAUUGGAUGAACAUAUCAAAACUAACGGAGGAUAUGACAAAGUAAUGUACGUUGGUGAUGGAUAUAAUGAUCUAUGUCCCGCUCUAAGACUACGAAAAUCUGAUGUUGUGUGUCCAAGAAUAGGGUUUUCUCUUAAAAAAAGCAUCGAAAAUUUAGCUCCUCCCCACGAAUUACACGCCAGAGUUGUUAAUUGGCUUGAUGCAACGGAAUUAUUGCAAGUUACCAAAUCAUUAACUGAAAAAGACUAA